This is a messenger RNA of Condylura cristata (star-nosed mole), 2859 nucleotides long. RefSeq names its product spermatogenesis associated, serine-rich 2 (gene SPATS2). The record is from RefSeq and is a predicted model, not a curated record. The transcript is spliced from 13 exons. Bases 336 to 1964 code for a protein of 542 amino acids. NCBI's taxonomy places the organism in Eukaryota, Metazoa, Chordata, Mammalia, Eulipotyphla, Talpidae. Gene Ontology annotation, cellular component: cytoplasm. Gene Ontology annotation, molecular function: protein binding.
AGGAGGCGGAGGAGCUUUUUUCUUCUUCUCAGAUACCCGAGCGUCCGGGACGUAGAGCCUGGAACUGGGGGGACGCGGCGACUGCUGGGGCCCGGGAAUCUCUAUGGAAAAAGAAACGUGAAUGUCUGCAAUGAUAUUUCCUGACAAGAAGUUGAUACAAGAGAACGAAAGAUCAGCAACUAGUGAGCAGAAUUUUUAAUAACCAGGAUUUUGUAUUUACCACCUCAAAUACAGACUUCUGUUGUCUACUUUAAAUCAGAGAUAACUACAAUCAGAACCCAGACAAGGCGAAAGGAUAUUUUUCGUCAGUCAUUUUUGAGAUCAAAGAAAUUGCAAUGUCUAGGAAACAAAGCCAGAAGGAUUCAUCAGGAUUUAUUUUUGAUUUGCAAUCCAAUACUGUACUGGCCCAGGGAGGAGCUUUUGAGAACAUGAAAGAGAAGAUAAAUGCUGUGCGUGCUAUAGUUCCCAAUAAGAGCAACAAUGAAAUCAUCCUGGUUUUGCAGCACUAUGACAAUUGUGUGGAUAAAACAGUACAGGCAUUCAUGGAAGGUAGUGCCAAUGAAGUACUCAAAGAAUGGACGGUAACAGGCAAGAAAAAGAAUAAAAAGAAGAAAAGCAAACCAAAACCUACAGCAGAAGCAAGUAACAGUAUUCCAGAUUCCAGUAAAUCGGUUUCCAUUCAAGAAGAGCAGUCUGCACCUUCUUCAGACAAAGGUGAUGUUAAUGGUCACCAUGUCAAUGGUGCCAUCAAUGACACAGAGUCCAUGGAUUCAUUCAGUGAAGGUAUGGAGACCCUUUCAAUAGAUGCCAGAGAGCUGGAGGACCCAGACUCUGCCGCGCCAGAUAUGCUGGAUAGAACAGGGUCCAUGUUGGAAAAUGGUGUCUCUGAUUAUGAGUCCAAGUCUUUGCAUUCUACUCAGAAUUCUCAACAAAAUAGGAAUACUGGCAAAUCUUUCUCAAGACCUACCACAGGAUCUCAGUUUUCAAACCUGGGCAUGGAAGAUGUUCCACUUUCCUCUACCAAUAAAAAACUAGGCUCCAAUAUUGAAAAAUCUGUGAAAGACCUCCAGCGCUGCACGGUGUCCCUUGCACGGUAUCGAGUUGUAGUUAAAGAAGAGAUGGAUGCUUCCAUUAAGAAAAUGAAACUAGCCUUUGCUGAACUGCAGAGCUGUUUAAUGGAUCGAGAAGUGGCGCUGCUUGCUGAAAUGGACAAAGUUAAAGCUGAAGCAAUGGAAAUUCUGCUCAGCCGACAAAAAAAAGCUGAAUUUCUAAAGAAGAUGACUGAUGUGGCCGUUCGGAUGUCAGAGGAGCAGUUGGUUGAGCUCAGAGCUGAUAUCAAGCACUUUGUUAGUGAACGUAAAUAUGACGAGGACCUGGGGCGAGUGGCCCGGUUCACCUGCGAUGUAGAGAGCCUGAAGAAGAACAUUGAUUCAUUUGGACACGUGUCCCAUCCAAAGAAUAGCUACUCUACCAGAUCCCGAUGUAGCUCAGUGACAUCUGUGUCCUUGAGUAGCCCGUGUGAUGCCUCUGCUGCUUCCUCUUCCACCUGUGCCUCUGCUCCCAGCCCUACAAGUGCUAACAAGAAAAAUGCAACACAAGGAGAGACACCUGCAGCUGCCGCAAACUCUAGUGGCCGGCCCCACCAGCUUCACCCAGAGGUACUGCUGGGGGACCGAAGAGGAGGCCAAGGCCACAGGCCGCAAGCCCAGAAGUCCAGCGGCCCAGCGAACCAAGGGCGGCAUGGCAGUGCGGGUCGCCACAGAAACAGCUCCUGGUGCUCAUCCGGCCCCAGGUACCAGAGUGCUGCCCCCGCCCAGGCUCCGGGGAACACUGAUGAGUGGGGCCAGGCUUGCGCCACCGGGGCCGGCGGACCUGGAGCCAGCGCAGAGCCGGGCCCCAGGGCCUCGGCCCGGAAGGGGCUCCCGCAGCGCAAGCCCAGGACCUCUCAGCCUGUGAACGCCUGAAGGGACUUCCAGUUGCCUCGCUUCUGUCCCACAUUUUGACUUGAUAACUGGACGUUGGGAAACUUAUAGUUAGAUUUAAUAACAAAAAAGUUUACUCAUAUCACUUUUUGUGCCAUUCUAAAUAUUUUUGGUUUCCUCUUUCACUUCUUCUUUAUCAUUUUUGGAAGGGAAGCUGUUUUUUUCCCUUGACCUUUCCCAAUGAUAUGGAUUGAUUCUGAUUGGUCAUUCAUUGCCACCAGGAAUCAUAGGCAACUGUUGCUAGGUUUCUCACGGGUAAGCGGCGUCCCUCCCUGUGCAGGCUCUCCGCUGCCUGAAGGAGCCUUCCUCAGCACCCCCCUGGGCGGCUGUCUCGGGGAGGCGGAGAUGGACCAGCGCUCCUUCCUGUCGCCUUUCAGUCCCAGUGGAGGAUUCCCUGUGAGCAACAGCUAACAGGGAAGGCAAGGAGGGGAUGUGUACGGCUUUAAGCAGCGUGAGAAGGGGACGUUCAAUGGGCAAAAAGCAAGGACGCUAGGAGACGUUGAGCACCUCUGUACCCAGAAUCAGGACGCACCUGAGAGUGACGCUCAGAGCAGGGUGUCAGCCUCCUGCUUGGCCACCUCGCUUACCCUGCGCCGUCUUCAGAAUGCCUGACACCUUGUUUGCUCCUAGCCUAGGCCACAAGCCAGUCUAGGGCAGUCUCUGGGAAGGUAGCAUUUCAUUAAAGUUUAAAAAAAGAAAAGUAUUUCUUUGUUUCAGUGUUUAAAGAUUUUGUUGUUGUUACUGCCUUUCCCGAAUUCCUUAUUCUGAUCCUGAACCAAAUUUCUAGCAAUAUAAUGAGUGUGAAUCGAAGGUGUUACCUAUCAAAUAAUUGCCAUCAGUCUUUACAGCUGAAUAAAUAAAAACAACUGCAUAAAUA